Molecule: messenger RNA, 3030 nt
Organism: Bombyx mori (domestic silkworm)
Lineage: Eukaryota; Metazoa; Arthropoda; Insecta; Lepidoptera; Bombycidae
Exons: 4
Coding region: 2142-2834 (230 amino acids)
Source: RefSeq, a predicted model, not a curated record
ACUCGAUUUUCCCAAUAUUUUAAAGGACAAGCAUGUUUAUCAAUCGUGGGCUUUUCUAAAUAUUGACGAACAUUAAUUAUUGAUUCCACGACUGAUACUGUAUGCCGUACCUGAUUAGGCAAAAAAAGCAAAUCAUCACCGCAGGCAACACCAACCUUACUAUUUUCACUGGGUCGCCGGGAUUUCCCUCAGUAGAGAUAUCAAUACGUUCUACGGUUUAGGUGCAUUCAAUAUAAAAAAAACACAGUGACGUGGAGGAAUUCUACAACGUAUCUUUUUUUCUAUUUUUAAUUGUAUAAAAAUGCUAAGGACGAUAAAAGCAAAAAAAAAACGAUAUAUCGAUACCAUUCUCAGACAAUCGAUAGUUUCGAUAGUUGAAAUACUAUCGAUUAAUCGAUUGACUAUCGAUUUUUAAGCAACACUAGUUCGGGGAAUUACCUACUGGUUUCGCGGUAAGAGUAUGUUUAAAUGGUCUGUGCUUAUGUAGUAAUGAUGUGAACCCGAGGCGCUCGGUGUUCGGACGAAGUGACUCCAAUUUGAAACGUCAAACAGAAAAGGAUGGAACGAUCGCGACAAUAAUAUUGUGAAAUGUGAAUAAUUGUGAUGCACAUUGCACACUUCGACGACUCGCAUGUCGACUUAGCAGACGUGUCCUGUUAUAGUGAAGACAAUUAAAUAUAUUUAUUUGGUGUGUUCAACAGACUACAGAGGUUCGUUUUUAAGUUGUGUUAAUCUAAAUACGCAUGUAUUAUUAUUAUACUUUGUACCGUAUUUUAAUUGCAUUUUUUUUCAUCUGGUGAACCAUUGCUUUGUCAUGUUGAGUCUUUAUUACGGAAUUAUAAAAAUCGUGUCCCGAAACUUCAGCUUCUCUUUUGACUACUUAAAGAUCGUCAAGUUAUUGUCGCAAUGCUAAAUUCUACAAUUUAACUACUCGUAUUUAUGUUAACGUCUGGUAUCGCUCCACUACUAACUGUGUUUACACCGAUAACAACAUAAACACUAAGUAAUACUUUUGUAUAGAGGACUCGAUUAAAAGCAUGACGCAUCAUUUGGUUAAAGCAAGCUUUGUUUUUGUUUUAAAUUCAAGUUAUUAAUAGUUCGUUCAUUGAGUUUCGAUUUCCAAUAUUGUUUUAAUUAUAAACAUAAAGAAAAGAAAUAUUAAUGAAAAUUGAAUAAAAUAAAUUGGAAAUAAAAUUGAAAUAAAGAGUGAGUACCUUUAUUGACAUAGCGGUUGAGGUGACGAUAAAAUUCUUCACUAAUCCAUAGUCAUUCCAUUGUGAGGAAUUACCAACUUUUAUCAAACAGCAAUGGGAGAUACUAAUUCGAAAGUAAUAUUAUGAUGAGUUAUAGGGUCUCAGUUUUUACAAUACAACGGUUGCCCCACCAUUCAAACCGAAACGCUUUACUGCUUCACGGCAGAAAUAGGCAGUAACCAACCAACAAAGACAAUUGUUUUAACCGGUCGCCGUCCUCGUCGAACCCGUCGCUUGCAACGAAGGGUUCGACGAGCGAAUUAACCCAUAGACACAGCCCACUGAGUUUCUCGCCGGAUCUUCUCAGUGGGUCGCGUUUCCGAUCCGGUGGUAGAUUCUGCGAAGCACUGCUCUUGCUAGGGUCAGUGUUAGCAACACUCCGGUUUGAGCCCCGUGAGGUCACCUACACACGUUAGGGUGAAGCUGAAAUAACAUCUCAAGGCUAUCAGCAUAGGUAGGAAAAAAAUAUUGUUUUAUUAGCUUACUUUCAUGUUUAAAGCAAGGCCUCAGACAAAGCAAGGGCUCAGCCAGGACAAGGAAGCUCUUACUCAAUAAACUCAAUGGCUUUUGUUUUGUAUCUAUGACCUUUUUACGAAAACUAGAAAAACAAUAAUAUAAAAAUAAUAUAAAAAUAGAUAAAAACAAAUAUUAUUUAAACGAAUAUAAAAGUUUAUUAAAAAAAUAAUAUUCAAACUAUCUUUAUAAUUUUCUAUUUUUAGAGACCUGACGCAAAUAUAAGGGAUAAUGUAUAGAGUGAUUGAAGAGGAAGGUUUAUAUGUAUAAACAUCCAUUAAAUAGUGGAGAAAUCAAUAUUAAAUUACAGUUUCCGAAGCGAUGCGAGGGCGGGUCGCUAGUAUACAAGAAUUGCUCGUUUAAAGCCGGACAAAAAUGGAGACAUUCAAAUUUUCGAAUGAUAAAAAACACGUCACCGAAGCUGUAUUUAACGGGUCAGUGUUCUAUGAAGUUUACAAAUACGCUGAUUUCCUGAAGGAAAAAGAAAAUGUUGCUAUAAUAUUGGCCAAGGCCUACGAUUUGAGGCAACGAUUGAAGGAAGUCAAGCCGGGGCAGUGCAUCAAAGUACAAGAUAUGUACAUCAUUCCAGAGUUGCCGUUAAUGAUUAAAAAAACCGGGCCGAACGUGGCGCUCAAGCCAAGCGAUUUCACAAUAAAUCGUUUGACGGGAUUAACAGCUGCGUUCGCCUUCCAGAACCGUCGGCGCUUCCCCCAGAUAUUUUCAAGCGAAGCUCACGCCAUCGGCCUGGAGUGGGACAACGCGGUCGAAUUAAAAUGCCGCUUAUACUUAUCGGCGGUCAGCGGCGCUGAGCACUUCCUUAAAAUAUUCGGGGUUUACCCUCUCGUUUGCGCUUUAAAGAAAUACCAAAUGAAAAAACUACCAUUGGAACUCGUGAUUAAAGCCGGUAAGAUUAAGAACGAGAAAGGCGAACGUAUGGCGUCGGUUUUGCAGAGAAAUAACGCCAAGCUAAACAUUGUCUGGACUAUGUUCCCCGAUACGGGUUCAAAUAACUUGUCUGCCAUUUUGAUGAAUACCCCGGCCGAACUAAAAGCCUUGUUCAGAGGUUGAAAUUGCGAUCGCGACUCUAAUAAGAGUCUCAAUACGACAAAUGAUCGGUUUCUUUAUGACAAUACACAGCCUACAUUCUUAUUUUAUAUGUAACUUUCUAGAAAUAUAACCGUCUGCUUCUAGAAAAAAUUUAGAAUGUAGGUAUCUAUUGAUGUAUUAAUGUAUACAUUACAAUAUAUGUGUGUUUAUCACGCAA